UACAGAGUAAAUUCUAAUCAUUUAUUUAUUUUUUUAACAAUAGCAGCUUUCCACGGUGCACUUCUCCAUUGAUAGAAGAUCUGACUUCUUUGAAUUUUUUCCAACUGGCCUCCUCCUCCUCACACUGGACUAGUGUGUGCCUGCCUCAGCUUUCUGGGAACUACUUACCUACCAAGCUUUAGAAGAGUUUUCUAACUGCGGUCCGAUCGUUAGCCUUUCAGAGACCAUCAUGGGUUGCAUGUUAAAUGUAUUAAAGUGGAUGUGGUACCACAGAAACUACAUCAUCAUCGUCGUCACUCCACUCGCUUUUCUUCCUCUGCCACUUGUCAUCCCCACCUCUGAAGCAAGAUGUGGCUAUGCAAUCAUCCUGAUGGCUUUGUAUUGGUGCACAGAGUGUAUGCCUCUGGCUGUGACUGCUCUUCUCCCUGUCGUCUUAUUUCCGAUGAUGGGCAUCAUGAAAGCUGGAGAUGUCAGUGUUGAGUAUCUAAAAGACUCAAAUAUGCUGUUCGUUGGUGGGCUCCUGGUGGCCAUAGCAGUGGAGCACUGGAGCCUUCAUAAGCGCAUUGCUCUGCGAGUUCUUCUUCUUGUUGGUGUUCGUCCAGCCCUGUUGAUGAUGGGCUUCAUGAUUGUGUCAGCCUUUCUGUCCAUGUGGAUCAGCAACACGGCCACAACAGCCAUGAUGCUGCCCAUUGCUCAAGCUGUGUUGCAGCAGCUUCAGGCAACAGAGGCUCAGGCGGAAGAACGAGAGUUCUCAGCAGAGGAUAACCCUGGGUUUGAGUUGGAGACCAGAGAAGUCAAGGAGGAAAUCACAGAUGAAAAAAUGCCAGAGACAAAGUUGCCCUUGGAGAAUGGUGUGGCCGAGCAUCAAGUGCCUCCAGAGUCCACGCAGGAGUUGAGGAGAAAAGCCAUGGAGGCAAAGUACGAGCUCUUGACUAAAGGGAUGAGUCUGAGCGUUUGUUACUCUGCAAGUAUCGGAGGAACUGCUACUCUUACGGGAACCACCCCCAACCUCAUUCUCAAGGGUCAAAUGGACAAACUCUUCCCUGACAAUGGAGAUGUGAUCAACUUUGCCAGCUGGUUUGGAUUUGCCUUCCCCAACAUGGUGCUCAUGCUGGUGAUCUCCUGGCUCUGGCUUCAGUUCUUGUUUCUUGGCUUGAACCUGAAGAAAACAUUUGGUUGUGGCACGAAAAGUGACAGAGAUAAGGAGGCGUAUGCUGUGAUGAGAGACGAGUACAGGAAACUUGGCGGUAUGAAGUUUGCUGAGGGAGCAGUUCUCACCAUCUUCAUUCUGCUAGUGCUCCUCUGGUUCACCAGGGAGCCGGGCUUCAUACCCGGCUGGGCAACAGUGCUCUUCAACAAGGACGAUUCAUUUGUGACAGAUGGAACAGUGGCCAUUUUCAUGUCAAUGCUCUUCUUCGUCAUCCCUUCUCGGCUGCCCAAGUUUGGCAGCUAUGGUUUCACCGAAGCAGGAAAGAGGAUUAAGGCGCCUCCAACCCUGCUGAACUGGCAGGUGGUGCAUGAGCGGAUGCCUUGGAACAUCAUCCUGUUGCUGGGUGGAGGAUUCGCUCUGGCUGCUGGCAGUGAGGCUUCAGGUUUGUCCGUAUGGUUGGGAGAAAGUCUGACGCCGCUGCAGAAAGUGCCCCCCUUUGCAAUCUCCAUUCUGCUCUCUCUGUUGGUGGCAACUUUCACUGAAUGCUCCAGCAACACGGCCACCACCACUCUGUUCCUGCCUAUACUUGGUUCAAUGGCCUCAGCCAUCGAGAUACACCCUCUGUAUGUGAUGCUGCCUUGCACUAUCGCCGCCUCACUAGCUUUCAUGUUGCCUGUGGCAACACCACCCAACGCCAUUGCCUUCUCUUUUGGAAACCUCAAGGUUGUUGACAUGGUGAGAGCUGGAUUCAUGCUCAACAUCAUUGGGAUCCUCUGCAUUAAUUUAGGAAUCAACACCUGGGGAUAUGCCAUGUUUAACAUGGGCACGUUUCCUCAGUGGGCCAACACCACACACAGUCAACCCUGAGCUUCAAAGAGGGGUGGAAUU
Molecule: messenger RNA, 2038 nt
Organism: Cyprinodon variegatus (sheepshead minnow)
Lineage: Eukaryota; Metazoa; Chordata; Actinopteri; Cyprinodontiformes; Cyprinodontidae
Gene: slc13a2
Product: solute carrier family 13 member 2-like
Exons: 12
Coding region: 230-2017 (595 amino acids)
Biological process (GO): monoatomic anion transmembrane transport
Cellular component (GO): membrane
Molecular function (GO): transmembrane transporter activity
Source: RefSeq, a predicted model, not a curated record